CUUCUCACAAAAAAAGCCGGUAGCGUUGAAAGUCCACGGUCACUAUCACCUUAACCUGGUCAGUAACAACUUAAUAACAACAUGUAUUACAAAUUAAGUGGCUUCACACAAAGACUGACGGGAGCAGCGUCAUCUAUCGCCCAUAGUCCUCAGGGCUUGAGGUCAAAUAUCCCUUCUGAGUCCCCCACCAUAAUCUUUGCUACCCCCACUAAAGUUGUAUCUCAGUCAAGUCCUGCGGUAGAGUAUAUGGGUGUCAACAAAGUUCCAGACCUCCAAAGGAUAUUUCAGGCAUCAGAUGAGAUUCCCGUCCAUUUGAAGCGAGGUGUUCCUGACAGACUUCUGUAUAGAACCACUAUGGCUUUGACAGUUGGAGGAGCUCUCUACUGCCUUGUUGCUCUUUAUAUUGCAGCACAACCCAAAAAUAAAUGAACUUUACCCAGCCUCUUACAUAGACUUACAUCAUCAGUUAGGAAAUGUUAAUAUUUGUGAUAUGUAAAUUAUGUAAAUUUUGCAAUGCCUCUCAGUCUGCCUCCGAAAUAUGAUCAUCAAACACUAGGCUUUACGAGAAGUCGUCAUUGUGAGCGCUGUUACUGUAUCAGCUGCAUUAUGUAAACAGUCACAAAAUUUGUAUUUAUUAGAGUCAAAAAUCUUGAACUGAAUAAACCCUUUACUGUUAGCAGCAGUUAUACCUCAUAAGCACCGGCUGGUUCAAGACAGAUGUAUGCUGCAAUGACAGAUGAUGUGCAGUGCUGUUGUUAGCGCUGUAAAAUUGAAGGUGAGAUGUGACACUUUUCUGCAGUGUUGAUUGGUGAUUCUAUGUAAUGUGCUUGUUACGCAUGUGGUGCUUGUAACAGGGUUCCCAUGGAUCCUUGAAAGUUUGUGAAUCUGGGGGGCAUUCAAGGCCCUGGGAAGUUUUUUAAAAUAUAUAUACAUAGAUACAGGUCAUUGAAAGUGCUUGAAUCUAUUUUUGCAAGAAGUUUUCUGGA
Molecule: messenger RNA, 986 nt
Organism: Paramisgurnus dabryanus
Lineage: Eukaryota; Metazoa; Chordata; Actinopteri; Cypriniformes; Cobitidae
Gene: cox7a2l
Product: cytochrome c oxidase subunit 7A2 like
Biological process (GO): mitochondrial electron transport, cytochrome c to oxygen; regulation of oxidative phosphorylation; mitochondrial respirasome assembly
Cellular component (GO): respiratory chain complex IV
Source: RefSeq, a predicted model, not a curated record